AUGGAUGUUCAACACAAUACGUUCAUGGCCCAGGCCCUCGUAAUGGCCGAAGAGGCUUUUGGUGCUGGCGAAGUACCUGUUGGGUGUAUUUUCGUCCGUGAAGGUCGAGUUAUUGCACGUGCGCGAAACCGGACAAACGAGCUGCGAAAUGCUACCCGUCACGCUGAGCUCGAAGCUAUCGACGAGAUCCUUGCCAACCCGGAGCUUACUCCAACGAAAGACAUGCACCCACUUUCGACGACAACGCUCUAUGUCACUGUCGAGCCAUGUAUUAUGUGUGCUUCCGCUUUGCGCCAGAUGGGCAUCCAGCAAGUCUUCUAUGGCUGUGCAAACGACCGAUUUGGCGGCUGCGACGGCGUGCUGAGCGUCAAUGCCAGCGUCCCGCACCCAGUCCAUCCAUCUUAUCCAGCAUUUGGCGGCUACAUGCGUGAGGAAGCAAUUAUGAUUCUCCGCAGGUUUUAUAUUACGGAGAACUCGCAUGCUCCCGUACCCAAGUCAAAGGCAAAUCGUGUGUUAAAAACAGAAAUAUCACCGCCAUGA
Molecule: messenger RNA, 540 nt
Organism: Mycena indigotica
Lineage: Eukaryota; Fungi; Basidiomycota; Agaricomycetes; Agaricales; Mycenaceae
Product: Cytidine deaminase-like protein
Exons: 4
Coding region: 1-540 (179 amino acids)
Biological process (GO): tRNA wobble adenosine to inosine editing
Cellular component (GO): nucleus; cytoplasm
Molecular function (GO): tRNA-specific adenosine-34 deaminase activity; zinc ion binding
Source: RefSeq, a predicted model, not a curated record